AUGGAAACGCGCCCCCAAAAGAGGAAAGCUGUUCGCCGCAGUUCUGCCAAUUAUUAUAUAACUGCAGAAGAUCACGUAGAUAACGAGGUUAAACAUGAACGUCUUUUGACAGAGACCUCCCGGCUCUCGUCUUCUUGGGCAAGUCUUCGUCUAUCUGGGCUUGACAAGGGCGAUAGCUCUGAUUACACAGACUCACUUCCCGGAUCAGCUGGCAGCAGUCCCACACCACAGCGUCCUCACUCUUUCAGUGGGCCACUUGUAAUUUCUGUAACGUGUUCUAGCUCUGGCAAUAUAAGUUGUGCUAAUCCGGUAGCCUGUAUUAAUUCUGGAUACGGAGCCUCUCCUUCCAGCCCAAUCUUGAUGCUGGGUUCUCCGUGUCAUGCUUCGCCAGCAGCUUCUCCUGUUUCAUCUAGAGUUCAAUGUUAUUCACCUGGAAUUGGUCCUACUUGUCCUUUCCUUUCUUGCAAAAAAUCAUAUAGCAAUGGAAACAGCGCUAGUCCUCUCUUUGUAACGACGACAAGGCGAAAGCGUGCUUACCCUACCAUUCUUUCAUGUGGUAAUUCUAGCACCGAGGCAAGCCGCGAAAGCUCUCCUGAUCCUUUUCCUGGACGUAGCGUGAAAACGAUUCGUCCUUCUGAGCCAUGUUCUACGAGGAUAUCGUUAGUUAAUUCCACUGUCCCUCCGGAAGUGCUCGCAUCAUUUCGCUGGCCCCCGAUGCCCCCAUCUGCUCCAUUCCCUUCCAGUCCGUCUACUAGUCAUUCUUCGGUUGGCAAUUCAGGUUGCUUAAAUGCUCCUAGUAGUCCUUCAACUGCAAGCUUACCUUCUCCUCGUCUCUCACUUACAUCAAGUGCCAGUGCCAUCCUCACUUAUCCUAGCUCUCCGUCUGCUUCCUUGAUUGGAUCAUCAGAUAUUCCAUUUUCAAUAAACACAAAUAAUGGUUUGCGUUCUCAGGCCGACGCCUCUUCCGAUUAUCCUAAAUGUGAGCAACAUGAUUCAGUUAGCUCGCCUCCCUUAGAUCAUGCUGCUUCUCCCACUGCCUUGAUCCUCUCAGAUAGUUUAUGGGAAAAUGAAGAAGACCAUGACUCAUCCAUUCGUAUGUAA
Protopolystoma xenopodis is the source of this 1101-nucleotide messenger RNA. The record is from the annotation of a GenBank genome assembly. NCBI's taxonomy places the organism in Eukaryota, Metazoa, Platyhelminthes, Monogenea, Polystomatidea, Polystomatidae.